AGGCCGUUGGUUUUCUCUCUAGGUCGAGUUUGUCUGUCAAAUGGCUUGCGGAUAGUUCGUAUGGCAGUGGACUCGUCUUAUCAAACUUGGAGCAAUUUGCCUUAUCACAUAGUGAAAAGAAUAUACGAAUAUUUAGGUGAUGAUUGCAUUCUGUCAUCAACUGUAUGCAAGCACUGGCGGGACGUCGUAUUUGCCAAUAGAUCUUUAUGGAAAAAAAUAUGUAUAUUUCCUUCUAGUUUUCCAAAAUUUGAAGCUUUCAAGAAUCCGAUUAUGCCUAUAAGAAUAUGUUCAGAGAUCAAGUUGGAAUUCAAUCCAUUUGAUGAGUCCCACCUGGCUAUUGUAGAAGCAAUUUUGAAUUCAUUGUGUUCAAACAUCAUGUUACAUUCCAUUUCAUUGCGACCUACCGUAAAUGAGCCAUACUCUGAGUGCGUUGCUGAUAUCCUGGAUAGAAUUCCUAAAACGAUGAUAACUUCUCUGUGUGAAGUGAUUAUGAAGGCCAAGUGUUUGAAGCAUUUUUAUUGGGUUGGGGGCUUUCAUGACAACGAUGAAGUAAACCGUGUUUUGCGAUCAUUGAAAUCAAACCAAAAGCAUAAUUUAUUGUCCUUACAAAUUAUCAGAUUAUUUCACAUGAAUCAAUCUAUGUUAUAUUUGGACUCAAAAUCUUUUCUAUUUUUCAACCUCAGCCAAUUUUCUACUAACUACCUACAUCUUUCGGAGGACAUACUUUUAGUUUUAACCAAGAAUGCAAGUCAACUUCGUAUUUUAAAACUUUUUGUACAAAAUAGUAUUCAAGGUCUUCCUUUGAUUCGAAAUCAAGUUUGGAGACAUGUACAUGAAACACUUCCUAACUUCCGUGUGAAUUUAUUUCUUAUUUGUGUGAAAGAUCUUAAAAUACUAGUCCAAUCAAAUUUAAUGAACCAACAUAUGUCUUUCAUAUCAGAUUCUUCUGAAGAGCUUAAUGACCAGUUGCCACUAGAUUCUUCAAUGUCAGCGUUAUAUUCCAUCAGUCACACACCAUCAUCUUCAUCACACACAUUUCAACAACAACAACAACAACACCAACAACAGCAAGAAUACGAACAACAGAGCUCAGAACAUCACUAUCAUCAUCAUCAUCACCAUAAUUCACAUAAUCAUUCACCUGUUGGACAAAUCCAAAUGAAUCAAUUACUUUCAGAGAGACUUUUGCCUUCUGCUUUGCCUUUGGAUUCAAUUUCUAUCUAUUAUAGUAAACCAGAUCCGUUAUCUUAUCUUAUACAAUAUUUAAUGGAUACAUUUGCUACAAGUUUAAAGCAUUUCUAUUUAAUUGAUACUUUCAGCACAGUAUCUGUGAUGUCGAAUAAUUCUAGCAAUGUUUUACAUAAUCCUUCUUAUUAUACAACCGACAGUCAUAAUAUAAUUAGAUUUAUAGCUAAUGCGCCAACAACUACAAUAUUAAAAUCUGAUACUGCCAUUGACUAUGAUAAUUAUGAUUGUGUUGACUCUGACUAUCAGUCAAUGUUCAGUUCCCAUUCAUCAUAUCACUCAUUAUUAUUGGAUAGUACGAGCGAUUUUGAUAUUUUGAGUUGUGAUUCUUCUCAUGAUUUCUUGGAUUAUGAAGAAAAUAGUAGUAAUCAUAAUUAUUACUCAGGUAAUUUGUUAAUCCCCAUCUCCACCAGCCUACCGUUAUCUUCAUCGUCAGGAUCAUCUUCAUCAAUGCCGGUGUUGAGGUCACUUGUAUCAUCGGAACAACAAUCACACCAGUUACCACCGUCAACAUCAAAGUCAUCUAGUGAAGUGGUUGGUCCUAAUGAAUGCAAUACAAAAUCAACAAUUGUAUCAUUAGGAGAAAAGAAUAAUUCAGGUGUUGUGAAGUCAACAACCGCAUUCAGAGACGGUACUGUCAACAAAGCUGGUGAUAAUGUUGUCAACAGUGCAUUUCUUCCAGUGGCCAAUUAUUCUGAUGAUAUUACUCAAACAAGUAGCACGAAUAUUGAUUUUAUGUAUGAUAAUCAUCUAUACAAUCCUUAUUAUCAAACGCUGCGUGAAGAUCCACAAUCACUACCUUCAUCAUCGCCACACCUUAUUUUUUAUUCACCAAAUUUGUAUAAAACACUGGAUGAUGUUGAUCCAGACCCAUUCGUUAUGCUGGCAUGGCGAUGUCAGCAAUUAUCACACUUCACACUGAUUGGUUAUUGGUUCAAUAUUGUAGACAUGAAGGCUUUUACAGCUCUACGUGGUACAUCACUCAAAUCUUUUCAUAUCCCACGUUGUUGUAUUUCAGUUGAUGACCAAUCUUGGUCAUUUAAUUUAGAUGAGAAUUUGAAUGAAUUGUCACGCAAUUUGGGUUACAAGUGGACACCCUUACAAGAUUUGGAUCUUCCUUCAACUGUUUGGAGUCAUCAACCGCCUGAUGUCAACGCUUGUUUUUAUGAAAUUCAGAAUUCUUUUGGUUUAGAUAAUAUUACAGAUUGAUGAAUGAAUAUUGAGAAUUACUACUUCUUUUAAUAUAUAUACAUCGCAAACAUCAUUGCUGUUAUCUGACUUGUUACGUUUAUUAUUGAUUUUUUAUUUACCUCUAAUCGCGCAUAUAUAUAUCUCAUAAUAUUUAUUCCUUUAUUUAUUUAUUUAUACUUAUUGGUACAAUAGAUAUUCAUGCACACCCCCUACGCUUUGAAUUUGAUAGUGUUUCACUUUCCUUGGCUUAUUUUUCUCUUCUUCUUUCAAAGUAAUAUUCUAUUUGACUAAAUGAAUCUCUUUUGUGUGUGUGUUUUAUCGCGCUGCUGCUAAGAUCUGUGUUAUAUUUCAUUUACUUUAUGCCUGUUUUUGAGUAGUAUAAUUUUCUCCUGCUACUGACCUUAUUUUUGACCUGGUAAGAUAACGUCUCUCUACAACGUCGAAUUUAUUCAUUUUUGGUAUGUAGAUCCAGUCUGCUUUCAUGUUAGUUAUAAGGGUAUGUGCGCGCGUGUACACCUCUUCAGUAUUGUGCUGCAUAUUUAUAUCUCAGGUAAUGAAUUUGAUAGUAGUUUCUUUUUCAUCUUUUAGAUUUAGUUGGUUAAGCUUUUGAGAUACAGUAUGAAUGCUUUCUUUAAUCUUUGUUUUUAAUGAGGAAGUCGAUUUGUCUGAUGAAAUUUAAUUGCCACUCCCCCCACCCCCACGCCAUCUGCUUUACGCCUACAUACAUGUGAAUGCACACAUUUUCUGCCUUUCACAUCACUGUUAGUGUUGUCGAAAUUCUCUAUAUGAGUUGUUGUUUUUGUUGUUGUUAUUUUCCCUACCUACGCAUAUUAUAUUUAUUUAUUCAUUGAUUUAUUGUCACUUUUUCGACUAUCAUUUAGUGUGUAGAGAGAUACUACUGAUUUAUUGUGAGAACUAACCUUUGAUUUUCCUUAAAAAAAGCAUAGUAAAGAGUAAUAGUUUGGGGGUGAUAUACAUAUAUUCUUUGCAAUAACUUGUUAUUAUAUAAUGAAAAUACUGUUUGUUUCCUUUAGUUCCUAGAGGAACAUAUUGCUUGAGCCGCAAGUCUCCAUUGCGUUCGGCUCUCUGCCAACGUUUUCACCUGGCUUCACGUCUACCCACAUGCUUUCAUCUC
Molecule: messenger RNA, 3571 nt
Organism: Trichobilharzia szidati
Lineage: Eukaryota; Metazoa; Platyhelminthes; Trematoda; Strigeidida; Schistosomatidae
Source: the annotation of a GenBank genome assembly